AUGCGUAGUUUUUCCACACAAAGGUUGGCCUUCGACAGCCAUUUUCAAAACAUUGCAAAUGCAAUUUCAGUGGAGAAAUCCAGCAGUGUUUUGGUAAAAGAUUUUGAAUUAAUACGCGUUUAUCUAAUGGAAAUAUUACGAAAUGAUCCAAUAAUUGGUCCCUUGCUCGUGAGCUUAAGGUAUAAAGCUAGCGCUUUCGAUUAUUCAAUAAUAUUGGAUUUUUCGAAGUUCAUGCCUCUUGGUGUGAUACGCACGAAGUAUCCAUCGUUUAUCAAGAUUGCGCAACGCGGACGCUGCAGCGUAUUUGGCACGCAGGAUUUGCCAUUCUUCAGCAACGGCGAGUACGUUGCUGGCGGUAUUGUAACCAAUAUUGUGAAAGGAUUAAUAGCGCAGGGCUUAGAUUUGGGUGGCUAUUUUGUACGUGGACAUAUGGGCGAUAUUUACGAAUUGGAAUUGAUCGAGGAAACGAUAAACUUAGAUUACAGAGUAAACUUAGGUUGUAAUAAUGAAUGGCAAAGUAACUAUAUUUCGCUUAGUGCUUCCACUGAAGGAAUAACCAUAAAAAUUCGUUUUCGAGUUUUAUUAAAAUUUUGUGCCCCCGACAAACCCAACGAUUUGACGCCAUACCCGAUGCAUAAUUUAAAGCUAGUUUGGUUAGCGUCAGCAGAUGUACGUUAUUUGGAUUACUUUUCACUGUGCGCACCAAUGAGUGAAUCUCAAUUAGCAGCAUCUCCAAAACAUUUGAUGGCAAUGCGAUUAUUAUACUCAUUAAUAGAGCACAACAAGUUGCACACGUUGAGGAAAACUCAUGUGGAAUCUAUUUGCUAUGAAAUAAUUUAUACAAAGAUACAAAAAAGAUUUGGGAAAAGAGUUGCCACGGCUCUAUUGGAGAUCGUACACAAUUCUUUCACAAUUGUAGACAAAACUGCGAACGGCAAAAUUGUAGUGCAGAUGGCAGUAUUUCGACAAGAAAUAUUGGAUCAAAUACGCAGCAUGCGGCAGAACGACGAAAUAUCUUAUGAAGAAGUUGCAUGUCUUUUCGGUGUACAGCUAAAUACAGAUGUAUACAAUGUGGACGAUUUUGGAAUUUAUCGACACUUUAAUAAACCUACGUAAAGUAGUAUUUACUAUUAAUAUUUUAUUAUUUGAUAAUAUUAGGUUUUCGUUUGCUUUAAAUUAAUACUUUAUGGCGUAGCGUUUAGUAAAAUAACAUAAUCUUACAAUGCAAAUUGCUUUAUCGUAAUAUGAAAUAUAUAUUCGUUUAUGUAUGAAUAUUAAAAAA
This is a messenger RNA of Rhagoletis zephyria (snowberry fruit fly), 1282 nucleotides long. RefSeq lists its product as uncharacterized. The record is from RefSeq and is a predicted model, not a curated record. NCBI's taxonomy places the organism in Eukaryota, Metazoa, Arthropoda, Insecta, Diptera, Tephritidae.